Danio rerio (zebrafish) is the source of this 1996-nucleotide messenger RNA. It is a transcript of the gene spint2, whose product is annotated as serine peptidase inhibitor, Kunitz type, 2. The record is from RefSeq and is marked validated. NCBI's taxonomy places the organism in Eukaryota, Metazoa, Chordata, Actinopteri, Cypriniformes, Danionidae. Gene Ontology annotation, molecular function: endopeptidase inhibitor activity; serine-type endopeptidase inhibitor activity. Gene Ontology annotation, cellular component: membrane; extracellular region.
AUUAUAGAGUUCGUUCAACUUCAUUUUGCAGUCGCAAACAGUCGGUCAUACACGAAAACAGCUGCUGGGACAGGUAAAAAGGAAAACAAAGAAUGGCUCAGGUGUGGUUUACAACAUCAAUCGUCGGUUUUCUAUGCUGUUUGUCGGUUCUGAGCGCGUGUAUCUGGGACCCAGACACGGAAAUCAACCAGGGUCUGGAUCCGAAGUCUUUUAAUGACAACGCGCCUUACCUGACCCACCUGUCGGAGAUCAUGAACGUCGAGCAGUGCCAGCGGGCUUGCUGUGAGAGGGAAGACUGCCAGCUUGCCUUAAUCGGAAAAACAGCUGACGGCCCGCAAGAAUGUAACCUUGUUAACUGUAUGAAGGACGGCAAAGACGUGUGUGUUUUGAGCCAGACCACACAGUUCCAGGUGUACCGCAAGAUCGCGGAGACCACCAAAGGGCAAAAAAAUCAGGCGGAAGUUCGGACUCUGAACACCACAGAUCACUGUCGUUUCCCAAGUGCGGUUGGGAAUUGUCGUGCUGCCUUCCCAAGGUUUUUCUACGAUAUCACUGAUCAGACCUGCAAGUCUUUCAUCUAUGGUGGCUGUGGGGGAAACGAAAAUAACUUUUACUCCCAGGCGGAAUGUGAGGCGUCCUGUCUUGGGGUGAAGGGUGCUGUUGAGGACGCCCGUUCUGUCUCUCCGCGCAGCCGAAUGUCUGGACCUGAAAUCAAGAAUGAUGUUGAUCCCAAGGCUCUUACUGAAAUGACAUCAGAGGAAUUCCAAGAGAAGUGUCAGUCUCCUGCAGUGACUGGAAAUUGCAGAGCCUCCAUUAAGCGCUUUUACUACAACAAUGGAGUCUGUCAACAGUUCAUCUAUGGAGGCUGCGGUGGCAACAAGAACAAUUAUGAAUCUGAGGAUUCAUGCAUGACAGCCUGCACAGUGAAGAUCAUUCCCAAAGAACAGGAGGGCCCUGUCAUUCCAGCUAUUCCAAAAAGUGCCCACAGCUUUGAAGAGAAAUGUGUUGUGCCAUCUGACUCGGGGCCGUGCCGUGCAUCCUUUCGUAUGUUUUUCUUCGAGGCCAGCAGUCAGUCCUGUCAGCCUUUCAUCUAUGGAGGCUGUAGGGGAAACCUGAACCGCUAUGGCAGUGAAGAAGAGUGCAUGUCUGUUUGCUCCACCAAAGACGGUCGUUUUGAUGAACAUGGACAUGAGAAACAUAGGCGCUGGACUCCGGCAUUCUUCCUAGUUGCCACACUGGCCAUCAUGUCUGCCCUACUGCUAGUGGGUCUGAUCCUGAUCGUAGUGCGCAGAAACUCCCACCCACACUUCAGGAUUCUGGAUGAUAAGGAGGAGUUGCUGCCAGCAGAGGAGCCUGUGUCUUAUGAGAAACUACCCAAAGAAAUCUAAAACCUUUCACGGUCGGGUUCAAAACACUCCAAGUUUCAGCUCACUUUAAAUUAGCAACAGUUUAAGUUCAAUUGGAGUACAUUUUCCCACAAAUAUGCUCCAAAUGAGUAAUAUUUACUUUAAAAAGUGUGCGUAACUGAGAUGCUGUUUCACUGUUGCUCAGAUUUGUAUACUGUUUUAAUUCUGCACUAACGUUUGAGUUGGCUGUUACCUUGUUUGUCACUUUUUUAGGGUUAUUAUAUCAACAGUAAUUUCACUUUCAGGGAUCUAUUUAUUAUCACAGCCUCGAGCAAAGAGAAUUAAACUAAUAAAGGGAUUUUCCUUGACUUUUGUAUAUGUAAACAUUUAAAUUUUACAACUGAUAGAGGAGUUGAUUAUCUAUAGGCUUGUGACACAUUUUUAAUGAUCUCUAGUUUAAAAGUUCAGUAAUUAAAAUAUUUUAUAGGCUUUAAUUGUAAGCAUACAUGACAGUUCCAUAAAUAAAAGUGUGUAAUAUAAACUGUGACCUGUAAUAGCUUCUUACCGCUGUACUUUAUUUCUUUAUUUCUGUUUUUAAAUAUUGUAAUUUUCAAUCUUGAACAAUAAACUUUUUUCUUUUUUAAGUUUUA